Messenger RNA from Pestalotiopsis fici W106-1, 663 nucleotides. RefSeq lists its product as uncharacterized. Lineage: Eukaryota; Fungi; Ascomycota; Sordariomycetes; Amphisphaeriales; Sporocadaceae. The record is from RefSeq and is a predicted model, not a curated record. Bases 1 to 663 code for a protein of 220 amino acids. The transcript has a single exon.
AUGAAAUUCUACGACGCCGCAGCACCAAACCCAUUUGUGGUCAGACUAUUCGUCCUUGAACGCGGUGGCCUUCAAUUCGAUGUCCAGCAAGUCGACAUCAUGUCUCUAGAAAAUCGCAGGCUCGCCUAUCGUCGAGACGUCAACCCCCGCGGUGAACUACCCGCAUUGCGCAUCUCUGAGAACUUUGUCCUGACAGAGAUCACGGCCAUCUGCGAAUACUUGGACGAGAUUCCCAAGGGCGGCAAGAGUCUCUUUGGAGAGACGCCGGAGGAGCGGGCAGAAACUCGAAUGUGGUUGCGACGCAUGGACCUCGAAAUCGCCCAACCUGUGAUCUCGUGGUAUCGCAACGACCCAGCUACCAUUGAUUUUUACAAGGGAAACCGCCUUCCUACCCCAUCGGCGCAAGUCAAUGAAAAGGUCGUAAUCAAUCAGUUCCUAAACCUUCUCGAUGACGAAUUAGAGGGCAAGACAUGGCUGUGUGGAGAUCGAUUCACUGCGGCAGACAUUCACUUUUACGGAUUGCUGAAGAUGAUGGUCAUGGGUCCAGCUUCUUGGGUCCUUUCACCUGGGCGCAAGAACGUGGAGGCUUAUUUUGCAAGAAUGGAUGGUCGUAAGGCUAGCACAGAGGCAUUGGCGACAUUUGGUACGACAGUCUCUGUAUGA